AUGUGCCACUGCAAUCGGAAGAAUGAUUCAGGGAAUCGCGAGAGCGACUGCCCAACUACCUCUGGGAAUUGGAGAUGUUCUGCACAACGGGCGAAGACUGGAUUGUGUCCAGACAACCGUUGCACCUGCGUGAACAGCGACACCGCGAAAGAAGUAGCCAGCAGAAAGACCGAGGCGGAGGUACAGAGGAUGUUCCACAGCUCCUUCUCGCCCUUCUUCGAUAAUUGGCAAGAGAUGAUGAUGGCGCGAAAGGAAGCCGGGAUGGGAGGGCAUAAUUUCUAUUGA
Molecule: messenger RNA, 285 nt
Organism: Effrenium voratum
Lineage: Eukaryota; Dinophyceae; Suessiales; Symbiodiniaceae
Source: the annotation of a GenBank genome assembly